Messenger RNA from Moesziomyces antarcticus, 4557 nucleotides. Its product is annotated as sad1/UNC domain protein. The record is from RefSeq and is a predicted model, not a curated record. Gene Ontology annotation, cellular component: cytoplasm; membrane. The coding region runs from base 1 to 4557 and encodes 1518 amino acids. NCBI's taxonomy places the organism in Eukaryota, Fungi, Basidiomycota, Ustilaginomycetes, Ustilaginales, Ustilaginaceae. Gene Ontology annotation, biological process: protein folding in endoplasmic reticulum. The transcript has a single exon.
AUGCUUCCGUCCUCGCAACUGAUUUUGACACUGUGCGCGAGUUCGGAUCUCGGAGGGCCGCAAUUUCAGGGUGGGCCUCCACGUCGGUGUGGAGAGGAAUGGAUUCGGCACUCGUCUAGGCCUCCUCCGAGCCUCCUGCCUCCUCGACCCACAUCCAUCACCGCUCAGCGCCCCCACCUUCACUCUGCACGGCACCAAGGUCGCCACCACAUCGCGCAACUCCUUCGUCGCAUAGUGCUUCGGCGACAAGGAUGCACUGCUUGUAGUGCAUUACUGAAGUUCGGCGAGAUUCGUCCAUCCGUCGACAUGCUCUUCAAACUUCCCUGGCUCCUGGCAUUGGUGCUGCCAGCAUUCCUCAUCGCUCUAUCACAUGCAUUUCUCCUCGACUCAGGAGCGGACAAGGACGAUGAGCCGCGCCGCUCACAGCCCGAGUCCCCGAAGCACGAUGCUAAUCGGCAUCCCGCCACUCGGGUCGUUGGCACGACGGCGCCAACAGCAUCCCCAGUGGACUCCCUCACAUCCUACUCGAGCAUCGAGAGAGGAUGCAGGAGGACGACCGACUUUUUCCAACAGGUUUGCAGCAACCCGCUCGCUGACCCUGCAUCGGGCGAGGGCGCAACGUCGCCCAAAGUCAGUGCCGAUCUUCUCGUUUGCAGUGUCCCGGAAGUCGAGCCGCUCGUCCGAUCGGACUCAGAUGUCCAUUCUGUCGGAAAGGCGCCCAGUGCCACCUACGCUGUCUCAGGAACCAUCGUGAUCCGUGGCUCGGCCAUCGAUGCUGACUCAGCGUCAGGACUGCCAGAGCUCGGCGAUGCAGCAUCCUCCUCGGCCCCGCCGAACGACAGAACUGCAGACAACCCCGAAAGGCCUCCACAGCAGUACCCUGGUCCGGAAGACGAGGGUUUUUGGAGGCAGAGAGACGGCAGGCACGAGUGGCAACCAGCAUCCAACGCGCAGCCCGGACAGAAGGUCGAGCUCAACAUCGCCGACGCCUCCGAAAGUGCUACCCAUACAAACACAACCGCAAACCAGCCAGCCGCAGACGGUCGCGGCGCUUUCAAUCUGAGCGAAUACGACGCAUGGUCGGCAGCGCAAGACCAAGCCACAUUCCUCAGCUUCCAGGAAUGGAAGCAGCGGCUUGAGCAAGACUCUGCGGAUCGCAACAGUCCUCAGCGCGGCGAAGCGGCCGAAGCAAAAUCCGUUCGAGAGCAGCCCGUUCGACCCUCGAAUGGACCAAGUGCAACGCCGCGGCAAGCCGGCACGCGCAGUGAUUCAGACCAUACCGUCUCCUCAAAUGGAGACGGUGGCGGGCCAACGCGAAUUUCGGACACGAGCGUCACGCCAAGUGAGCCGGGUGCAAGGCAACAGAGCAUCCGUACGAACCCGGACCACGCUUCUACUGCGGCAGAGAAAGCAGAGACUCCAGGUCCGGACGUGCAAGGCGCCGAUGACCCAGCUCGUUCGAUUAGCGACAAAGUCGAGCCUGCGCGCGUUGGCCUCAGCGUGGCCGCAAGCGGCACGAGCGCACAACUCGCCAAACUCAAGCAUCGAUGGAACUUCGCAUCUCUGGAUUGUGCCGCAGUCGUGCACAGAACCAAUCCAGAAGCCAAGUUCGCCAGCUCCAUCCUGAGCGAAAAGAAGGACCGAUACAUGUUGUCGCCAUGCCCGCAUAGGAGCAGCCGGAGCAAGGGCAGCACUCAGUUUGUCAUCGUCGAACUCUGCGAGGAGAUCAAGAUCGACACCCUCGUGCUGGCAAACUACGAGUUUUUCAGCAACAUGUUCAAAAAGUUCACCGUCACCGCUGCUCGCCAGCUGACAGGCCGAGCAUCCGACUGGGUGCAGCUCGGCGUCUUUCGAGCCCGCAACGUCCGCGGCCAGCAAGUCUUCCGCAUACAGUCAGCGCCUCGAUCCGAAGACUUCUUUCGCUACGUCCGCAUCGACUUUCUCGAACAUUUCGGCAGCGAAUACUAUUGCCCAGUCAGCUUGCUUCGAGUUUACGGUAUCACCGAGAUGGAGGAAUGGAAGCGAGGCUACGAGGAGCAACCUAGCGAGAUCGACCCAGUCGCAGGCGCCGGCGUUGACGAGCAGCCUUUCGUCGACGAUGCUCUCCCUGCUACACUCACACCUGAAGAUGCCCUUCCCCGCGAUCCUCCGCCGGUUGUGGACGCCGUCAACCUGACCGCCAAGGACGAGGACGUGUGGCGCAAGCACGAGCAGGCAUUCCAGCGCAAGAUGCAGAACCAAAGCUUUUCGCACCUCGCUGGCGAAACAGAGAUGCUGGACACUUCCACGCAACAGCGCGACGCUCAGCCCUCACCAGCUUUGCCACAGCAAACCUCUCUGGAAUCACCAUCAGAGUCUGUCUCCGUCCGUACACCCGACCUGGGCGGGGCCAGCGACGACUACAUCCAAGGACAAUGUGCAAUCGAGGAGGACCCUGCUUUCAAGAGCGAGCUCAUGGACCGAUGCCCUCGACCUCGAGGUCAUGCAAAGCCCUUCUACAAUCUCAUCUCGGCUUCUUCAAGGCAACGCGAUGCCAUGGCCACUCAUCGUGAUUCAUUGGCAAAGAUGGAUGGAUCCUCGGCCACCGCGCCUGCGAAGUUGCCUUCGGGCGCGACUAGCGCAGACGUGGAAGGCGAGCAAGAACGAGCCCGACGAGCAUCCUUCUCUCGCGCUGGCGGUCCCGGUGGAGCACCUCAGUCCGGGAGCGAGUCUGUCUAUCGAGCGAUCCACCGACGGCUCAACGCGCUGGAAGCCAAUGCCACACUGAGCCACAGCUACAUCGAACACAGCGGACAAAUGCUCCGCGAGGUCUUUGCACGCAUGGAGAAGCGACAGGAGCUUCGCAUGUCAGACAUGCUUCGCGCGCUGAACAGCAGCAACUGGCAGCAGAUCGAAAGUCUCAAGAGAAGGCAACACGUCGACCUGCAACGCGCAAUCUUCGAAUUCGAUGUGCAUCGACAACAGGCCGAUUCCGAACGCCGAGCUCUGCUCCGCGAGGUUCAGAUCUUGGCCGAAGAAGUGCUCUUGGAAAAGCGCUUGUCCAUCGCACAGCUCGUCAUGCUCCUGAUCGUCUUCGUCCUCGUUGGUCUCACAAGAGGCUCUAGAGCGGCUCCACUGCUGCACUCAGGACUCGCAAAGAUCGGACGCACCUCCAGAAGGCGAGAGGGGAAGAGCGAGCUCCAGGUUGCCGUCCCUGUCUCGCCGAAAAAGAUGACCCCUCGUAGCGAGCGGAAGAGCGAUGCCAGGCUUUUACAACCUUACGCUACUCCGCUUGUGGACAAGGCUGAUCCGGAGCGUAGCCCUGCAAGACUCGCGUCCGGCUCUGGUCGCUCUCUCACCGCGAGACGGAGCCAGCAGGAGCUGAACAGCACCUCAGCGGUCGACCAUGCUCCAGUUUUGUCGACCCCGGGACCACCGAGAGGCUCUGUUGCGAGGAUGGCGCUGCCUGCAUCGGGCGCAAACCCAGUCACCAAGGCUGCGAAUACCGUGUACCGGUCCAGAUCACAAGGCGAAAGCAUGAUUGGCAUGCUUUCGCAUCCACGAACCAAGCGCCGCCUCAUCCUGCUUUUGCAUACGCUCGACGCUUUGGAUCUGGAAGCGGACCGCCGACGCUCGAGGAUCGCCCCGCCCAGAUCAAUGCCACGACAUUCCCAGGCAAAUGAAAAUAAAGGCCCACCAAACGGUCAAAGGCGGCAGAUGCAGCGAGCAUCGAUCAAGUCGCCAGGGGACAAUGCGCAUCGAGCUUUGCGGGCGCAGAAGCUCAUCACGGCGCACCACCGAGACACGGAUCAUCGCCAAGUUCGCGACCACACCACACCUACGCGGGACCGAAAGCCUGAAGCCCCCGUCUUUGAUGACCUUGCCGGCAUGUCUUCUGAUUGGACGGAAAGAUCGGAGAACGAGGAAGCUUCCGAGAAUGCGGCGUGCCUAUCCGACGAGGACUGGAGUCACGGCCAGGUGCCCAGGGAGCAUGUGCUUGAUGUGCCGACUUUGAUGCACGGAGAGCUCCGCCUUGGUCAUCCGCCAAUCGAAGCAAAGCGCUCAUUACCCGCACUUACGACGAAUGGUUUCCCGCUGCCCUUGCCGGGUGCGCAACCUCAUUCUGAUCAGAAAGAUGUUGCGUCUUCUCGAGGUCCCUCUGCAAUCGCGGCGCAGCCAAAAGGCCGAGCCUUCGGAGCGGGAGAAGAACCGCCCAAACCGGCGUGGGCCGACGGGCGCGUUUCGAGCUCGGACUCGGAAUCGGAAGGAGGAGCAUGGCACAGAGUUCUACCGCGUCGCACCGGCAACGGCUCGAGCCUUCGUAGGGCUAGGCAGGGCACGAUCGAUGGCAAAACUUCUACAUCUGGCAGCAACGCCAAGCCGGGAGGUAGGACAGAAGCAUUCGAGCGUCGCGCUAGUCCACGCCCUUCUUCUGCGCAAGGGAACAAUCACAAGCCACAUAGGCCGGGGCUCUCAAGGCUUUUCGGAACACGCACGCCGGAUGUUGUGGCGCCGCACUCGCCGAAUGACCGGCGGAGUGGCACGCCCGACACGAUCCGCAGUUUCAACGCUGUCUAG